This is a messenger RNA of Closterium sp. NIES-65, 3387 nucleotides long. Lineage: Eukaryota; Viridiplantae; Streptophyta; Zygnematophyceae; Desmidiales; Closteriaceae. The record is from the annotation of a GenBank genome assembly.
AUGCCGCCGCAAGACGGGCGCUCACUCUCAGGCAGCCACGUGGCACGACGCCACAGGUCGCUGCAGGACCAGCCAACGGCCGUCCCACCGCCCAGCACAGGCAAAGACGCUCCCGCCACCAACGGACCUGCCAUUAACUCACCUGUCAACUCACCUUCUGUUAACUCACCUUCCAUUGGCUUACCGGCCAUUCGCUCACCACCAUCCGCGCCUGCUCCUCCCGUCCCUGCUAAUUCACCCCCUGUUGAUCCGGGAACGGACGAAAAUGGCAACCCGGUGAAACCGGGGGAGGUGGCGUUUCAGCGGAACGUUCCGCCGUCCCCGCCGCCCCCACCGCCGCCCCCUCCGGUCGUCUCUUUCAUGCAAGGCACCUACAUCAACUGCGGCAGCAACGAAUCGCUCAAGAACCCGCUGUACACCUGGGAGGCGGAUCCCUUUUCGGGCAGGUUCGGGAGGAUUUUCCGGGCAGGCGUGAUCAAGACGACGAUGAAUCGGACGGUGGCGGCGGGCAGGAUGGGGAAUGGGAAGGUUGAGUUUAGAGAGACUGGGUUGCUGAAGACGCCCCCAGGGGUGGAUGCGCGGGUGUUUGAGACAGUGCGGUUCUUUAAUGACCUCGCUCCCAACGUUUCUACUUACACAAUUCCGGUGAGUGCUGGCUGGAAGGGUGGCAGGAUGGGGUAUGGCAGGAUGGGAAAGGGGAAGGUGGAGUUUAGCGAGACGGGGGUGCUGAAGACGCCGCCUGGGGUGGAUGCGCGGGUGUUUGAGACAGUGCGGUUCUUUAAUGACCUCGCCCCCAACGUCUCCACUUACACAAUCCUGGUCCCCGGCCCUCCCACCAACGUGUUUGUCCGCCUGUACUUUGCUGAGAUCAUCUACACGACAGCCAAGCUGCGGCGCUUCCACGUGGCAGUGGAGGGCGCGCCCGUGCUGACCAACUACAGCGUGCCACGUGGCACUGUGCGAGUGGAGGAGUUCGUUGUGCCCGUUCUGGACGGCUCUGUGGACAUUGCGUUCAUCCGGGGGGAGAUUGGCGAGCCCAUGAUCAGCGCCAUUGCGGUGGUGCCACUCACAGCCGGCAUGUACAACCUCUCUGCCCCCACUGCCACAUCGCGCAUCAUGGCCACGGACUAUCGCUUCGGCUGCGGUCUCUUCCUCCCGAUCACCGACCUCACUCAGAGGAUUUGGAAUCUGCUACCCUCUGAGGUCUACACGCCCAAGGACCCCGGGUCACGGCGCUACAACAAAACCGAGUCAGCGGCCCUCACGUGGCCGCAGACUGCUGACAACGCCGACAAGCCGCCCUUCAUGUUCCCCCUCGACCUCACCACGGCGGGGUUGCACUCAGUAGAGUAUUCCAGCUACGCGGGCUACAACGACAACACCUUCCUCAACUUCUCCCUCCCCGUCGACCCCAACACCGCCUACCGCAUCGACCUUGGAUUUGAGGAGCUCUGGUACUACUACACUGCGCGUCUGUUGGACAUCUAUGUGGACAGCGAGCUGAUGGUCAAGGAGCUUGAUCUGGCCACUGUGGCGGGUGUUGGUGUGCCCUUUGUCGUCACACUCAAGGCUGUCUCGGGUCCUUCAGGCUUCAUGAACAUUUUUCUCAACACCUCCACCAACUCCCUUCACAACAACGUGUUCAUAAGCACGCUAGAGCUUUUCCGAGUGAUCCCCAUCGACCCCACCAACCAGGCUGCUCUCCUCUCUGCCGCCAAGCCUCUCCCUCCGCCCGCUCCCUUCGCUGCUGCUGACACCACCGCCGCUUCUGCCUCAUCCCAGUCCUCCUCUGCUGCGCUAGGCAUAGGCAUAGCGGUGGGCAUGGGGAUCAUUCUCCUCCUCCUCGCCUCGCUCGCCACCUGCAUCGUUCUCAGAGCUCACUACCGCAACAGGCAGGGACGCAUUGCAGCAGCGGCCGCAGCAGCAGCAGAAGCAGAGGCAGGCUACUACGACGGCACUUCUUCAGCCAAGUCCAAGAGCGGCUCUGGUGGUGCUGCUGGCGGUGGCGGUGCUUUCUCCGACAGUGGAAUCCUGGCUCUCAUCUCGGGCAAAUUCGGCUCCUCUGCAGAAGAUGACAAGCACAAGGCGUUCAAGAAUCUCGACGCCGAAGCCACGGCCAAGACUGGUCUCUUAGGAGCGCGCAUAUUCACCCUCGCUGACCUCCACACCCUCACCCGUGGUUGUCCUCCCUCCCCCUCCCCUUUCUCUCGAUACGACAAGCACAAGGCAUUCAAGAACCUGGACGCCGAAGCCACGGCCAAGACCGGCCUCUUUGGAGCGCGCAUCUUCUCCCUCGCUGAGCUCCGCCGAGCCACCGACGAUUUCGCCCCGGGGAACCUCAUCGGGCAGGGCGGGUUCGGCAAGGUCUACCGAGCCACGCUCGGAGGCUCGGCACGCGACGACAGCGACACCGAAGGCUCGGCGCCCGCCGUGCCCGGGUUCGAGGUCGCGGUGAAGAGGCUCGGGUCGGGGUCGCAGCAGGGGGCUUCGGAAUUUCUGACUGAAGUACAGCUGCUGAGCCGGCUGCAUCAUAAGAACCUGGUGAACCUGAUUGGGUACUGCGAUGAGGACCCCAACCAGCUGAUCCUGGUGUAUGAGUAUGCUCCCAAUGGGACACUCAAGGACUAUCUCAGAGGUGCAGCUGCUGAGCUGGCUGCAUCAUGGGACUCACAAGGACUACCUCCGAGGUACAUGCGUGGUGGUGGUGCUGCUGCUGCUCUCUUAGUUGUGUGCACUGGUACUUAUCCCGUACUUCUGUCUACCCCCAUUCUUCCCAAACACACACCUACAGACGUGGUGCGCGUGAAAUCGCUCUCCUGGGAGCGUCGGCUGCGCAUCGCCACCACGUCCGCCAAGGGCAUUGAGUACCUUCACAACGGCGCCUCUCCUUCGGUUAUCCACCGUGACAUCAAGACGUCCAACAUUUUGCUCGACUAUGCCUUCAACGCCAAGGUCGCUGACUUUGGUCUCUCCAAGCUCGGCAAGAAGGCCCCUGCCACCAUCGGCAUGGGCGUGGAGGAGAAAUCAGAUAUGAGCCACAUCAGCACGCGCGUCAAGGGCACUCUCGGCUACCUGGACCCCAUGUGCUACACGAAGCAGCACCUGACAGACAAGAGAGAUGUGUUCAGCUUCGGGGUGGUGCUGCUGGAGCUGCUGCCCAUCCCUGCACUGCUCUUCUUCACUGCUUCUUCUCUCUCUUCACCUGUUUCUCCCCCACACCCCACCAGGCUACCUGGACCCCAUGUACUACACGAAGCAGCACCUCACGGACAAGAGCGACGUGUUCAGCUUCGGAGUUGUGCUGCUGGAGCUGCUCACAGGCCGCCUGCCCAUCUGGCAGGAAGACGAUGCUUCUGGGCUUCAGAACGGGGGCGAGUCACUGAUUAA